Acanthopagrus latus (yellowfin seabream) is the source of this 2111-nucleotide messenger RNA. Its product is annotated as maternal B9.15 protein. The coding region runs from base 198 to 1058 and encodes 286 amino acids. The transcript has 5 exons. Lineage: Eukaryota; Metazoa; Chordata; Actinopteri; Spariformes; Sparidae. Gene Ontology annotation, cellular component: cytoplasm; nucleus. The record is from RefSeq and is a predicted model, not a curated record. Gene Ontology annotation, biological process: negative regulation of mitotic cell cycle; negative regulation of cell population proliferation.
CACACUGACGGUAAUGUUACGUCUCUGUUGCAGCAGCGGGGACGAGCGCGGAGCCGAGAACAAGGAAGCAACAUGUGCUGACCAUAAUAACUCCAGCACAGCAGCACGGAGGCAGCAGCAGGCAGACAUCCACGAGACAAAAAGCACAAGCAGCCCCGAGGACACUCACGCGCUGUCCGGACACUUUGUAUCACACCAUGAAAAGAGAGGUGAAGGCUGGAGUCAACUUCCUCAAACGCCUGGUCAUGGCACGUGGCAAACUGGAUGAAGCCAAGGCAGAAUUGUUUGCUGAGAAGCUACAGAAACUAUUAUGCGAAAAAUACGAGGACCACUGGUACCCUGACAGCCCCAGCAAGGGCCAGGCAUACAGAUGUAUCCGGAUAAAUAAUGGAGUGCUCUGUGAUGAGGCAGUCCUGAAGGCAUGUGAGGAAAGUGAGCUCACACCCAGUGAGCUCGGCCUCCCGCGUGAGCUCACUCUGUGGAUUGACCCCCUGGAGGUGUGUGCAAGAUCUGGAGAGAACAGCAGGCCCUUCACAAUAAGCUUUUUCAAAGAGGAAGAAGAGGAGGAGGAGGAGGAGGAAGAGGAGGAGGGGGGUGCGAAGGGAGAACAGCAUGACUCACCUGGGGAAUCUGUAAACCUAGACACAUCAGAUUACCACUCCGCUACCUCUUCAGAUUGUGGUUCCACUGCAUCGAGCGACACAGAGGAGGAGGCAAAAGACGAAGAGAAGGAGGUUGUGAAGAAGGAAGCGGCAGAAAGCGACACGUACACCAUACUGAUGGUGCCCAGGAUUCGGAAGAGGCGUGGAGAAGGACCAAAUAAGGUCAAAUACGUCAGAAAUAUGAUCCCUGCCAGCCUCCAGUACUUCUACCACCCUUCACCAGUUUGGCCUCAGUACAAGAAGGGCGCUCCAGUGUUUCUGAACACGGUGUGCGUGCCUCCAGCACCGCCUCCUCCACCCCAGCAGGUAUUUGGCUACUACAUCUUGCCGCAGCCGUCUCCGCAGUUCAUCCUGCCUCAGGCCACUCUGCAGCCGUGGGGAGCUGUGAAGGGUUAGGCUGUCCAGGGAAGUGUCUUUCCAAGCUCCUUCAACUGAGCCAUGUUGUGUCAGGUCUCUGAGUCCAGAAAAAAAUUGGGCCACAAAAGAACAUUUUUAACUGUAUUGCUGAAAGUAAUUCCUUGUGCAACCUCUAAUGAUUCCUCUUUUCCUUUUUCAUUUCUGGUGAACUUGUAAUCGAUGUCUUGUACUCAGCACAGAUACCACUAAACUUGAGUGAAAGCUUUGUUUUUGUUUUGAUCAAUCUAUCAGGUCUGCACUGCUAAUUCUUUCUUAUGUACUGUACACACGAAGAAUGACUUCAGUCACUGGGUGCUAGGACUAACUCAGGAACUCUCAGCAAUAUCCUUGAAAUGCCAAAUAAUUGUCUUUUUCUGCAUUAUCUUUGUUGUUUUUGUCAAUCUCUUUGCUAUUCCUCUCACCAGACAGUGUGUACACAAUGUAUACAUCACAGUAAAUCAAUGUAAAAUGUGAUUCAGAGUUUUAAUCUAUUGUAGCUAAAGUUACCUUAUCUGUAUAUUAAGAAGAAUAUUUUUACUAAACUGCUUGUAAAUAAUACAGAACUUGGAUGCACACUUUCUAACCUCACUGAGUUAUUGUUGUAACUUAUUUGGCCACCACAAGAUGGCGCUCAAGUCACAGCUCAUACAUGGACGUGUAUAUUCCUAUUUUUAUUAUUUUUUUUUUUAAUUAACUGGCUGCUCAAUAUUGCACAUGUAACCUCAGAGAACAUGGUUUGAAACUCUCUGCUGUCAGCAAAAUUCCCAAUGUUUCUUAUUCAGGUGUAUCUGUCUUAUGGCCUGCUGAAAGAGAAGCUGUGUGUUUUGUUUUGUUUUUUUUAACCUUUUUUUUAUUAUUGUAAAUAACUUGCAAUGAAAUCUUCUCCUAUAAAUCCUGACCAUUACUCACUGAUCCUUGUAUACUGUGUGCACGUGUUGUAUUAUUUAAUUAUAGUCAUGCUUUAUUUAUUGGAACUUUGUGUGCUUUGAGCAUUUGUUUUGCAUUUGCUAUUUACCUCCUUAUUGCGACCAAUUAAAAUCAUCUCACACCUGA